Messenger RNA from Sclerotinia borealis F-4128, 1053 nucleotides. The record is from the annotation of a GenBank genome assembly. Lineage: Eukaryota; Fungi; Ascomycota; Leotiomycetes; Helotiales; Sclerotiniaceae.
AUGACAGACCCCAAACUCGCCCCCUUCACCCUCCACACCACCCCCUACAAAACCAUCCAGGGUAUUCCUAUCCCAGCACAUAUCCUAAUCCCCAAAUCCAUAUCCUCUGCUUCUCAAACCGGGAAAUACCCCAUUCUCAUUCGUUUCCACGGUGGAUUCCUGGUCACAGGAACAGCCCUCUAUACCGAAUGGCUCCCCAAUUGGGCCAUAAAUCUCGUGACGCAGAAUUCCGCAAUUUUAAUCAUGCCGGAUUACCGGCUUCUGCCUGAAGCUACUGGGCAGGAGAUUCUGGAGGAUUUGAAGGAUUUUUGGAAGUGGUUUGGGGUGGGGUUUCCGGGGUAUCUUGCGGGGAUUAGUGGGAAUGGGAAGAUUGGGGUUAAUUGGGAAAAGGUGGCGGUUUAUGGGGAGAGUGCGGGGGGGUAUUUGGCUAUUAGAUCUUCUUUGCUGGACUUUUCUACGGAUGUGGUGAGGGAUGUGGAUGGGAUGGAGUUUAGGGGUCCAAAAGCUGUUAUAGCGGCGUAUCCCAUGACGAUGUUGCGGGGGAAAUGGUACUCGGAGGCUGGUGAGACGAAAAGUCCAUUUGGGGUUCCGCAGUUCGAUGGGGGUAUUUUGGAUACGCAUAUUGAGGGGAUGGGUCAGGGAUUAGAGAGGAAGAUGGUGAUAAGUGUAGAUCCGCCGGCGAGAUUAGAGAUUGCGGUUACGAUGGUGCAGAGGGGGAGGUGGACGGAAAUUUUUGAGAGAGCGGGGGAUGAGGGAUUGUGGUUGGAGGAUGUUAUUGUGGGACGGAGUGGGGUGAAUGAGGGAGGAGAGAGAGAAGGGAAAGGAGCAUAUCUUUUUACAUUUCAUGGAAUGAAGGAUACGGCUGUUCCGUGGGAAGAUACGAGGGAAUGGAUGGAGAUCUGGGGGAGGAAGUUUGGGGAGAACAGGGUAAAGGGGGUUUGGAGGGAGGGCAUGGAGCAUGGGUUUGAUGGGGAGGUGGAGGAGGAGAGUGUGGAGGGGAAGUGGUUGAAAGAGGGAUUGGAGGAGGUGAAGAAGGAGUGGUUGGGGAAUUAG